GUCACCACACUUUAUGUUCGUCGUAUACAUAAAUUGCGAGCCGCAGAAAGUGUGAAUUCUUUGUGUUACUGCAAAAAGAAGCUAUUAAAAUAAAGGUGUAGUACAUCACAAAUCGUACACUAAGUUGGUGACUCCGUCACAAGAAAAAGGCUAAGGCACAAUUAACCGCUUCCGCUCCUGCUCAUGAGUAUUCAUAGAGAAGGAGCUGAACUUGAUCGAAUAACUGUCAAAAUUCACAAUAUGAAACGCAGCGCAUCUCGCUCACCAGGCAGAGGAAACCUAGUAAGGAAUUCGCGCAGCAUGGGUCGUGGAUAUGAUAAUGGUGGUGGUGUGCCGGGUGAUUCGCCCGAACGCAUGUCGCCGGAACGUAUGCGGCGAAGAUUGGACCGUUCGCCGAGCCCGCGCGGUCGUUACGGCUCUCCGCACCGUGAGCCCUAUAUGCGCGGCCCACCCGCUGCAGAGCGUCCCGCUGGCUACAAAGUUCUGUGUGUGAGUGCUCUGCCUCCGAAGGCGCCUGACGAGUUCAUCGAGGAGACGCUUUACCGCGAGUACAAAAAAUUUGGGGAUUUCAGUGUGCGACUCGCUCACGAUCUGGACGAACGUGUCGCCUACGUGUGCUUUCGCACGCCCGAGGAUGCACGUGAGGCUAAGCAUCAUAAGCCUCGUCUGAUCAUCUACGAUAAAAUGGCCAUCGUAGAGCCAGUUUACAAGUCAACGACAAGACCGGAAUACAGACCUCGGCACUCGAUGUCGCCACCGGACUAUGAACGGUACCACUAUUCGCGUUCACCCAUGGGACCCGGUGUGCCAUUGGAUCAUCGCCGGCCACCAAUUGAUCCCUAUGACCGUUAUGGUCCACCCAUUCAUCCGCAUUCUGUGCACCCACGUGAAUAUCGACCCAUGCACCAUGAGUACCCACAUCCACCUCGCGGCCCGCCAAUACAUCGUGGUCAUCCUCAUGCCCAUCCUCAUCAUAUGCACGGCCAUCCACCGCCCCAUCAAUAUGCACCGAUGCGUCCAAUGGCCCCGCGGCCGCAUGUGCCGUACGAGAAGCCGGAAAGCAAAAAAGAUAAGUUUCCCAAUUAUUUGCAUCAUGUGCAGCCAGAAGAUGAUCCGCUUUCUACGCGUACACUGUUUGCUGGCAACCUGGAAGUGACCAUUGCAGACGACGAGCUUCGCCGUAUUUUUGGUAAAUAUGGCGUGGUGGAUGACAUUGAUAUAAAGAGGCCACCGCCUGGCACCGGUAACGCGUUCGCAUUUGUGCGUUAUCAGAAUCUUGACAUGGCUCAUCGUGCCAAAAUUGAACUAUCUGGCCAGUACAUAGGCAAGUUCCAAUGCAAGAUUGGUUACGGCAAGGUAACGCCGGCCACACGAAUGUGGAUCGGUGGUCUUGGCGCAUGGACAUCAGUGACACAGCUCGAGCGUGAAUUUGAUCGAUUUGGUGCUAUCAAGAAGAUUGAAUACCAGAAGGGCGAACCCUACGCCUAUAUACAAUACGAGACAGUGGAGGCUGCCACGGCGGCAGUCAAAGAGAUGCGUGGCUUCCCCCUUGGUGGACCUGAGCGCAGAUUGCGCACUGAUUUUGCUGAACUGCCUGGUGCAACGCCAGCUGCUCCUUUCAAGACCUCAAAGCCAUCAUACGAUGAGAACGCGAUUGAGUAUAGACGCCCUGAAUAUGAUCCCUACUAUGAGGAGGCGGCUGUGUAUGCUCCACGCGGUGGUUACUCGCCAUAUCCACCUCGUGGCGGUUAUCGUGGACGCGGUGGCGGUUAUCGCGGACGAGGACGCGGCAUGUAUCACUAUCACAAUGAUGUGCACAGACCACCUCAUCCGAAUGCCAUGGGUGGUGUGUCCUCUGUACCGCCACCUGGUGGUGCUGAAGAUGAAUGGCGUCGUCCGCCUGGAGAAUCAUAUGAGCGGGCCCGUUCUGGCUCGCGGGAACCUGGUGUGGAACGUUCACGUUCUCGAUCACCAUUGAAACGAGCACGCUCACCCGGCUCUGAUUCAGAUACCUCGACACGACGCAAUGAUGCACUCGGCUCGGCAGCCACAGUGCCCGAGGUGGCGCGCAAGUGCAGCACAAUUUGGACAGGUGCACUCAUACUUAAGAGUUCCUUAUUCCCGGCCAAGUUUCAUUUGACAGAUGGCGACACAGAUAUUGUGGAGUCGUUGAUGCGUGAUGAGGAGGGCAAGCACAAUUUGCGUAUAACACAGAGAUUGCGUCUGGAUCCACCGAAACUGGAGGAUGUACAGAAACGUAUUGCAUCAUCGUCAUCGCAUGCCAUAUUCAUGGGUCUGGCUGGCUCCACGGUGGACACAGAUUGCGACGAUGCCAGCGUGCAGACGCGUCCAUUGCGCAAUCUCGUCUCCUACCUAAAACAGAAAGAAGCGGCUGGUGUUAUAUCGCUGCUGAACAAGGAGACCGAGGCCACGGGCGUGCUCUAUGCAUUCCCGCCGUGUGACUUCUCCACGGACCUCUUAAAGCGCACCUGCCACAGUCUCACCGAGGAGGGCCUUAAGGAGGAUCAUCUGGUUAUUGUGGUUGUGCGCGGUGGCACCGCCUAAAUAAUGGACAAACUGUGGGCAAACUAACUAACGUAACUAAGCAACCAACCGGGUAGCUGCCGCUCACAGUGCUCGGCAAGCAACAAGUGCGUGCAGCAUAUAAUCCAAAAGAGAUAUUUUGGCACGUAACAUAGUUGUAGACUUACAUAAAUGAAAAGUAUAUACGUAUACAUAUACAUGCAUGCUUGUAUAUAUAUAUAUAUAUAUAUGCAUUGGUAGAAGCAUAAUUCAAUCAACAGACAAUUGGAGUUACCUCUAACAGAAGCCAGUGACAACAUGAGAAGCAGAAGCAGUACAAGAAAAAGAAGAAGCAGACACGCACACACAACAAUAAUAUAUAAUCUAUAUAUAUAUAUAUAUUAACAUAUGUGUAUAUAUAUGAACUGCAUUUGCAGCAUCUGUAUUAAUCCAAAUAUUAUUAUUGUUCUUUUUACAGACCACUCAAGCAAUCAAAGAAAUAUUAUUUAUGGUUUUUCCUUACACAUGAUUCUGAUUCCUUGUGUAGUGAGAGUGUAAAAGUUUUUUAACAGUUCAAUCAAAACAA
Molecule: messenger RNA, 3109 nt
Organism: Drosophila hydei
Lineage: Eukaryota; Metazoa; Arthropoda; Insecta; Diptera; Drosophilidae
Gene: nito
Product: RNA-binding protein spenito
Exons: 3
Coding region: 184-2565 (793 amino acids)
Biological process (GO): regulation of alternative mRNA splicing, via spliceosome
Cellular component (GO): nucleus
Molecular function (GO): mRNA binding
Source: RefSeq, a predicted model, not a curated record